AUGACGUAUUCUUCCAGGGCUAGACGUCGGAAUCCAUUCACCGUCGAUCGUAUCGACAUAAUCCGGUCCGAUGGGGCAUACCGCCGGGCUUCUGUGUUUGAGUUGGAACGGGUUUGCCAUCGUCCAUCGAUCAUUUCAACGAAAUCCAUACCGAUUGGUACAGAAGCCUCGGUAUGUCUCAAGUUGAUCGUUGUCUCCGUUGAUCAGUGA
This is a messenger RNA of Macrosiphum euphorbiae (potato aphid), 210 nucleotides long. The record is from the annotation of a GenBank genome assembly. Lineage: Eukaryota; Metazoa; Arthropoda; Insecta; Hemiptera; Aphididae.